ACCUUGCAUUCUUGCAACAUUACAGAAAAAAUAUGACUGGCCACAAAUAACAAGUAACGUCAAACACUGCUGAUGUUUAUUUUUAUUAUAAAAUUAUCAAUAAUUUAAUUUCUUCAUGGCUAAUUCGUUCAUGAUUAUCAAAUUAAAUAAAUUAGAUGUUAAAUAGCGAGUGUUAUAAGCAAAAAUGUCGACGGAAUCGGAAGAAAACGGGGUCCAUAUUGGGUCUGUCGACGUCAGUGAAAAAGUGAAAGAAAAUGGUUUAUUAGUGGGAGAAAAUAUUUGUGAUUCCGGUGUAGAUACUUUAGACACGAGCUCUGCUGCAUUCCCAGCUUCUGAUUCCGAUAUUUCUCCGAUUAAAAAUAUUACAAGUGAUGAUUUAGGUCAUGGGUCUUCGACUGGUAGUUUGUCUAACGAGAGCAGUCUUUCGAGCCCAGGGUCUGAUGAGGGGGCCAUAGAUAACUUAAACUUCGAAUUCCCCCAACAAACACACGCGGAUUUCGCCAAAGAGUUGAUAAUAAACUGCAUAGACAACAUGACCAUCAGUGAAAAACAAGAAAAAUGUGAUGAUAAACUUGAAAUAAAUGAUUUAAAACAACAAGAAUGUUAUGACAAUAGCAAUAAGAAACUGACCACUUCGACAAUAAGUUUGAACGAUAAUCAGUGUACUGACAAUGUGAUUUGCAAAUCUCCCUUCAGCAAGAGCGCUGAAAACAUCACAAAUGUAACUUUUGACAAACAGAAUGAAAAUACUAGUCUUAAUAAAAGCGACAAAGAAUUAAAUGCAGAUAAAAUCCUUUCACAAUUCUCUAGCCAAAAAACUAAAGCUAGUGCUGUACAGAAAAUUCCGGAAACUGUAACUAACGUAGAUCCGAAAUACUCAAGGAUACCAAAGGAACUAUUAUCACAGGACAUUGGCAGCAUAGUCAAGAAUGUACAUGGAAUUUUCUCAUCAGUAAGCGGCAGCUUAAAGAGUGCGUACACACACCGAACAGCCUAUGCCCAGAAACCAGCAAAAUCCACCAAAAAUUUACCCAAUGGCAAACUAAUGAAUGAUAUAUUUGAAGAUGAGAGUACAGACAUAAAAACUGAUGUCAUAGAAAAACCGGAGAUUACAGAUUUCAAAGAAAAUAUACCAAAUUCUAAUUCUAACAUAGACUCGGUACUAAAAUCAAUGGAUUCAGAUAGUUCGGACUCUACGGAUGCAAAGAAAGAUAUUUUGCGGCUACAAAUAGAGUCUUUGGAAAGACUUCUAGCUGAACAGAGAAAGGAGAAUGUGUCAUUACGAGAGAGAGUGAAACAGCAAUGUGAUGAUUUGCAGCAAAAAGAUAUGACGUUUAAGGAAUUGGAGGUUAAACUGGAUAUGAUGGGUAAACGUGUGGACCACGCUGAAAGGGAGAAGGAUGCAGCCGUGAUGAGGUAUGCCAGCGUCGAAUGCGCGGCCAUUGAGGCUAAGAGGUCGGCGGAGAACGCUGCCAAGGCCGAGAAGGCUGCUCAGGCUGAAGUGGAACUGCUGAACGGCAAGCUCAAGUCUGCAGCCGCUGAGAAACAUAGGAUCUGUCAGCUGUAUGAUGAUAAGUGCCACGAGCUGAUGACCAGCGAACGAGAGCUGGCCAAAGUCAGGGAAGAUAUGCGCGAACUGGACGGACGACUAAAGUGGACGCAGAGCAAGUUGAGGGUCGAAAUGGAUGCUUAUAAGGUACCUAGAACCCUCUGUUUAUCAAUAUCGUGUCACAAAUCAGAGCUAAAAGAGAGUCAAGCAGCGUUAAUACUCUGUCGCCAUGAACGAGACGAACUAGAUCGCAAGCUGACAUCUAUGACGCAACAGUUGGACACUUGUGUGAAGGAAAGAGACAACGCUACUGCCGCGCUCGCUCGCACUAGCGCUGAGGUAGAAGAAUUAAAAGAGAGUAAUCUGCGCUUGGAAGAAGAGGCGGCGGAGUUAGCGGCACUACGAGCUAAAGCAGCCCUAGCUGAUACACUCAGCGCACAGCUCGAAAGGGAGUCGUCCCGCGCGACGCAGGCGGAGGAGGCGCUGGCGGUGGAGCGCGGCGUGGCGGAGACGUGCGGCCGGCGCGAGGCCGCCGCGCUCGCCCACGCCGCCUCGCUCACGGCCGCGCACGUCGCGCUCUCCGCCGCGCACGGCCGCAGGGACGCUGAGGCGCGGGCCCUCGCCGCAGACAACGCGUCGCUCCGGGAACAAGUGACCUCCCUAGAGACAGAGUGCGCCAGGCUACAGGCUGCACUCACUGACGAAACAGACAGGAGGAACAAGGAGAACAGGGUGCUGGCCAGGAAGGUAGCGGAGUUAACAGAAGAGGUGUCAGAAGCGAACAAGAAGCUGGAAUGGGAGAAGGGGGAGAAUAAUGUACUCAAGAAGAAACACGCUAGUGCCAUAAAAGAACUGAACCGUGAACUACAGCGGGCAGUGAAGCGAUGCGAGCAGUUAGAAGCUAAGCUGCCUCAACAAUUAGCACCGAAUACAAGGACAGGUUCGAUUUCGUCGCUAAGUAGUGGGGAGAGCGCCCCCCACGAGGACAGACUGCAGAAUGGACACAGCGACGCAUUGCCUGAUAUACAGGUCCGCGAACCAGACCGCCAGACACUGAUAGAGCGUAUAGUCUCCUUGCAACGCGCCGCCGCCCGUCGCGCAGAGCGAUGUGACUUCUUAGAGGAGCAUUCUAAGCAAUUGACCGCUGAACUACGGACUAAAGCGAGGUUGUUAAGGCAUUUGCUCUGUGAAUUACCUGCUGGAGCCGUCGGGUCUAGUCGCCGUGAUGAUAAUAAGAAAGAGAUAGCGCGACUAGGCGGCGGUGCAAUGGCGGCCGUUUGGGGCGGGGACCCGGGCGGCAUUACUGCUGAGCUGUCUCUGGAGAUGAACAGACGUCUCCAAGCCGUGCUCGAAGAUACACUGCUUAAGAAUAUCACGCUUAAGGAAAACAUGGACACGCUCGGCGCCGAAAUAUCUCGACUAAAAGAACAAUUGAAAUCUUACGAAAAUAAAUAAAUUAAACUAAAUUAAUGUUUACUUGUAAAUGUAUAAAAUUUAAGUUUUAAUCUUAUGUACGGUUGUUGUGCGAAAACUUUCAAAAUAUAAUAAAAAAUUAUAUUUUACUCACGUAGCUGUUUGAUGAGGUACCUCGAUUGGUUUCGAGUCACGAUGGGGGCCCAUAGUCGUUAUCAGUAUUGCGCGACGAACCAUAAUUAAUUUAAAUAUACACAAAAGAAAUAAUUUAUGUUUGAGUUUUAAAAAAGGAUAAUUUUAUUAAAAACA
This is a messenger RNA of Spodoptera litura, 3271 nucleotides long. The record is from RefSeq and is a predicted model, not a curated record. Lineage: Eukaryota; Metazoa; Arthropoda; Insecta; Lepidoptera; Noctuidae.